AAACAAGCUUGUCGUCUACGGUUCUUUUAAUAUGGACUGUCCUUGUCCUAAAAACCUUUUCCUGUUCUUGCUUUCAUGGAUAGCAACUCUAUUCAGUAUUAAACACCACGGUCCCGUAAACAUGGUAACAACAACGAACGUCGGCUUAAACUACGGCCUCCUCGGAGACAACCUCCCGUCACCGUCCGAUGUCAUCAAACUUUACAAGUCCAUAGGCAUUACUAAAAUCCGAAUCUUCGACCCAAACACAGAGGUUCUCAACGCCUUACGUGGUCACCACGAAAUCGAACUCACUGUAGGCGUCAAGGACCAAGACUUGGCUGCUCUUGCGGCCAGCGAAGAAGCUGUAAAGGGAUGGUUCGCAUCUAACGUCGAGCCUUACUUAGCUGACGUGAACAUCACGUUUAUUACCGUAGGUAACGAAGUCAUCCCCGGACCGAUCGGUCCUCAAGUGCUUCUCGUUAUGCAGUCUCUCACCAACCUCGUCAAGUCAAAGAGUCUUACCAUCUCUGUCACCACUGUUGUGGCUAUGUCGAGUCUCGGACAGUCUUAUCCACCUUCUGCUGGAAUGUUUACUCCCCAGUCACGUGAACAACUCGUACCCGUGCUGAAGUUCUUGUCUCACGCAAGAACACCGAUCCUCGUCAACAUCUACCCUUACUUCGCUUACGCGUCUAACCCCGUAAACAUAAGCAUAGACUACGCCACCUUCAACGCCAAAAACGUCGUGGUCGAGGACGGGGCAAUGCAGUAUACAAACAUGUUUGAUGCUAUUUUCGACGCGUUCGUGUGGGCAAUGGAGAAAGAGGGAGUGAAGGAUGUGUCUAUGGUGGUGUCGGAGACGGGAUGGCCUUCAGCUGGUAACGGGAACUUGACAACGCCUGAGAUAGCUGCUAUGUACAAUGGAAACUUUGUCAAACAUGUGGGAAGCGGUAAAGGGACGCCUAAGAGGCCGAACUGUAGCGUUACUGGGUUUAUAUUUGCGACUUUUAACGAGAAUCAGAAACCAGUUGGAACAGAAGAGCAAUUUGGGUUGUAUGAGCCUACUGAUUUGAAGCCUAUCUACAAGUUGUUUUGAUUUUAAGAUUUUUGAUUCUUUUGACUAUCACCAAUUUAUUAGUUAUUCUUAGAUUUAACGCUCUGAUAUUUUUAAUAGUUGGACAAAAUUCAAGGUUAGCUAUACAUGUAUAUAUCAUCAAUUCAUUUCAGUUUCAUUUUGAAUCUUCGAUAAUGUAAGUAUUGAAGUCGAACUUUAGUUGUGUCUAGAGUUUGCUUCAAGAUUAGUAUAUGUAAAUCAUCCAUUUAUAAGAUUUCGGUUGCGAGUUUGAUCUGUUAGGAAAUAUGCGGUCAAAUUUUGCGGAAAACCAGAAUUUGCGGAAUUUAGGGGGGCGGGAAAACACACACAAAUUUGUUAACGGAGUUCGGCCAGCUUUUGCCUACGUCUCCGGACCUGCUACAGAUCUUUUAUUAUCAACCCGGGAAAUUUUUACAAGCUCUCAACUCACACCCGACCCCAAAUACACUCAAGAAAUUACACUUAAUUUCUUAUAGAGAAAGAUUUUCUCACAAGAAAGAUUUUUUUUUUUUCCUCUCUCUUGCUC
Messenger RNA from Brassica napus (rape), 1601 nucleotides. RefSeq names its product probable glucan endo-1,3-beta-glucosidase BG4. Gene Ontology annotation, cellular component: plasma membrane. The record is from RefSeq and is a predicted model, not a curated record. The transcript has a single exon. Gene Ontology annotation, molecular function: hydrolase activity, hydrolyzing O-glycosyl compounds. The coding region runs from base 32 to 1078 and encodes 348 amino acids. Gene Ontology annotation, biological process: carbohydrate metabolic process. NCBI's taxonomy places the organism in Eukaryota, Viridiplantae, Streptophyta, Magnoliopsida, Brassicales, Brassicaceae.